Messenger RNA from Rhincodon typus (whale shark), 2323 nucleotides. RefSeq names its product Rho GDP dissociation inhibitor (GDI) gamma (gene arhgdig). Gene Ontology annotation, biological process: Rho protein signal transduction. The transcript is spliced from 6 exons. Lineage: Eukaryota; Metazoa; Chordata; Chondrichthyes; Orectolobiformes; Rhincodontidae. Gene Ontology annotation, cellular component: cytoplasm; cytosol; membrane. The record is from RefSeq and is a predicted model, not a curated record. Gene Ontology annotation, molecular function: Rho GDP-dissociation inhibitor activity; protein binding. Bases 242 to 916 code for a protein of 224 amino acids.
UAGGGCAGCUAGCAAAUCAAUAGCGUCUGCAGACGAAUAGGAUUUUUACAUUACAGUUCCAUUGCAGUCAAUGUGUAGCAUGUGAAAUUUCUCAUAUCCAGGAUUACUUUUCUUUUUAAAUAUUUUUCUCUUCAUAUACUUUAUGGGUGCAGUGUAAAAAAAUUAUUUUGCUUUGGUUGUUUUUUUUAUUGUGCCCGUUUUUGAGUGAGACAGCAUCCACACUGCUUGCAGACAGAUUACCAUGCUGGGUUUGGAUGUAUGUGAGUUUGGCAGCCAGCUCCUGGAACUUAUGUGGUUGACAGUAUGCUACAAAGAUAUUAUGGCAGACAAGGAUCCAGAGAUAUAUCCUGUAGAAGAGGAUGCCUUGGUUGACUCAAGCUACAGAGCACCAGCACAGAAGACACUUAAAGAAAUUCAGGAGAUGGACAAUGAUGAUGAGAGUUUGAAUAAAUACAAGCAGGCUCUUCUCGGCUGUGGGCCUCUAGACAUAGAUCCCAAAACACCCAAUGUUCAAGUAACAAGAUUGACCUUGGUCUGUGUGACUGCACCUGAGCCCAUUUUCAUGGAUCUAACAGGUGACCUGGCAGCUCUAAAGAAGAAGACCCUUGUGUUGAAGGAAGGUGCAGAAUACAGAUUGAAAAUUAACUUUAAAGUUAACAGAGAAAUUGUUUCAGGCUUAAAGUAUGUCCAUUUUACAUGCAAGGGCCGUUUGCAGGCGAGUAAGGACACCUAUAUGGUUGGCAGCUAUGGCCCUAGAGCAGAUGAGUACGAGUUUAUAAGUCCAAUUGAAGAAGCACCCAAAGGAAUAAUGGUGAGGGGCAUGUACACCAUGAAGUCCCAUAUCACAGAUGAUGACAAAAGUGACCACCUGCACUGGGAGUGGAAGCUCAAUAUAAAGAAAGAUUGGAAGGACUAGGACCUGCUCACUUUGAAAUCAGUAACCAGUAGUCAGCAGGAUUACUGUCCUUUGGUACCAAAGUUACUUUAAGGCUUUUUAAUUACUGUUCCUAAUUGUGUACAUCAUUAUAUGUGCAAAAGUAACUAUUUGUCUGCAAAACCUGUUGUUUUUAGUACAAGUGCUUUAGGUAGUUAUGUGUGUUCUGGUGUUUAUAAUGGUGAAAAGAAGAUUUAUAUCAAAACAAUGACUAUUCAAAAUUGGUUACGUGCAAACACGGAUAUGAGAAAGAUUAACUUGUUCUGAGCGGCUAAAGAUAUGUUAUGUAAUAACAUUCAAAACAUCAGUAGUGAAAUUAUGAAUAAUGCAUUCUGCUUCAUCAUAAAAUAUUAGCAGAUGUAAACUUGAAAUAAAAACAAAAGUGCUGGAAGUGCGUAGCAAGUUAAUUGGCAUCUAAAAAAGAAAGGCAUUUCAAAAUGUAACAAUUCAUCAGAACUGCAGAUAACUGCUCUGAAUUUUCUUUUUUUUUCCACAAUGGGUUGAAUUUUAUUUCCAUGGUGAAAAACCAUCUGAAAAGUAGUUAAAAAGUAAUAUUUUAAUCAUUAAAUGGCAAAAACAAAUAUCUGAUCAAUUUGCAAUACAAACAAAUUAAACAAUCAAAUUGAAUAGUCACUUUGCAACUAUACAAUUAACACCUUUACUAUUAACUACAAUGAUUACACUUUAAAAGUACUUCAGUGUCUGUGAAGCACAUUGGGGUGCCCCGAGGUUGUGAAAGGCACUAUGUAAAUGCUUCUACUGUCUUUUAAUUUUUUUGAGGCUUUCACAUCGAAGCUGUAUUUUAUCACGUAAUAUCCCUAGUUCUGAAUACAGACUUAUUUGCUAAUGUCAAACAUUCUUCAUAUCUAGAAACUUUCCAAUUUUUUUCUAUCAAAAUGUGUUUUUUUUCUCUGUGCGCACAAAUAACUUUUGCUUAAGGUACAAAAUUGGAGAAACUGAAAUGUUAUUGCCUUGUUGUGAUAUCUUUUAUCUUUAUUUUGCCUUCCACAAAAUCCAAUUCAUUCAGGUAGCUCUUUUGUGAUUAUUGUGGUUAAGGCAGCAUGUUAAAUAGUAUGAAAAUGUAUGUUAAAGCGCAGAGGAGUAUAACACAAUGGAGCUAAUGCAAUUCACAUUCCAGCUUUUGCUGUUGUGUCUCUCUCUGAGAAUCAAGUAUGUAACUUACAAAUUCAUCUCCCUAUUGACCUCUUUAAUUUCAGAGCUCUUUGUGACAUUACAGCAAGGUUCUGAAAAUAUUAUAAGAUUCGAAUCUGAAAAUGAAAGGACCCUUGUUAACUGCAGUCAAGGUUUCAUUGUGUUAUCAACCUGUUUUACCCAGUUACAUACAUUCUGUCUUCUUGUGGAUUUAUUAUCUUUUCUGUGACCUGUAUC